CAGUCGUUGUUGACCUGCGCGCGCGUCUCUUAGCCGGUUUCCCUAUUACACUUAUCCCUGCCCGCUCUCUGCGUGAUUCCACGGUGGUAUUUUACUCCCGUGUUAUCAUUGCUUAUCUGGGGAUUUGAUUGAUUUGUCUUAUUUUAUUUUAUUCCUUCCUCCCCCGUUUCCGAUGGCUGCGUCGUGGGUGUAACAUCCCCGGUAUACAUACUUUCAUACCAUACAUACGCUUACCUCCUACUGCUUUAGUGUCUCUUACUUAAUCCCUUUGACUUGACUGUCGACGGUCGUUUGGAGGCACUUUUCUCUUCGCCUUUUUUUUUGUUCUUUUCGUGUCUUUUUUAUUUUCUGGUUGAUACCCCGUUGCUUUUUGUGCCUGUAAUAUUAUUUGUUGUUUUUUAUGCUUGACUCGCAGUGACGACCAUGACUUCCAGACUCGAUCGUCUCGUCACAUUACUCGAGACUGGCAGCACGCCGGUUAUUCGCAACACAGCCGCCCAGCAACUGGCCGAUGUCCAGAAACAGCACCCAGAUGAGCUCUUCAACCUUCUAGGACGGAUCCUGCCAUAUCUCAGAUCCAAGUCAUGGGACACCCGGACAGCUUCCGCCAAGGCUAUCGGCCUGAUUGUCUCCAACGCAGAGGUCUUCGACCCUAACCAAGACGACGGCCAGGAGAUCAAAAAGGUGGAUGAGGAUGUGGACGAGGUUGAGAUCAAGUCAGAAGAUCAGUCGCCUACAGAUGAUGGGUUGUUUCGGUUAGAACGGUUGGAUCUUACUUCGAUUCUCAGAUACGGCCACCGGUUACUGGGCAGCGCGGGCAAGGAGUACGAGUGGUCAUUGGCGUCCAUGGAUCCGGCAACGCGGUUACAGCAUCAAAAGAAGACACUCACCUCCCGUUUGGGACUCGCGGGCGAGUAUAUCGAGGAGGACCUGAUUGACGAUAAUGAUCUUGUCAACAAGCCAGCAUUGACUCCCAAGAUUGAUACCUCUGUCCCUACCCUCCAUAGAGACAACAGUCUGCAGAGCGCCGUCGCAUCGCCCAGUGAAGCUGCCAACGGUGAAGAGCCCGGUCUGAGUAAACGGCAGCUGAACCAACUCAAACGGAAGAACAAGCAGAGUGCCAAAUUGGGAGCCAACAAAGUCCGUGUGGUUGACAUUUCGUCGUCCCGGAAGCCAUCAGAUAGUGCCCCUACCCCGACAGUGUCGACACCCCAUCCGAUCAAGUCCGAAAGCAACGGGGAGGAGAAGAAUGGCGACACCAAACCCGACUACUUCUCGCUCGAUCGAAGUGGCGAUGACGACGACUCGAAGAUCGUCACGGAGUUCAAAGGGGUCGAAACACCGGAGAAGCCUCUAUUGGAGCCGGAAUUGGUAGAGGAGGGUACCCCGGUUGGAUGGCCGUUUGAGCAUAUGUGCGAUUUCCUCAUGAUGGAUAUCUUUGAUCCGAAUUGGGAGGUCCGUCAUGGUGCAGCUGUGGGUCUCAGAGAGGUUGUUCGAGUCCAAGGAGCUGGUGCCGGGCGUUUUCAGGGCAAGAGCCGAGUUGAGAACGAUAUUCUGAAUCGGAAGUGGCUGGAUGAUUUGGCAUGUCGCCUUCUUUGCGUUCUUAUGCUCGACCGCUUUGGUGACUACAUUUCGGACAACGUCGUCGCUCCAAUUCGGGAAACCGUUGGUCAAACGCUGGGUGCGCUUUUGUCCCAAUUACCCCCGCGAUCCGUCGUCGCUGUUUACCAAUGCUUGUACCGGAUCAUUAUGCAAACCGAUGUGGGCCUCGAACGUCCCAUCUGGGAAGUCUGCCACGGUGGAAUGAUUGGUCUCAGGUACUUGGUGGCCGUCCGCAAAGACCUGCUCGUGAAGGAUUCCAAUCUUAUGGAUGGCAUUUUGCAAGCGGUUAUGAAAGGACUGGGCGAUUAUGAUGACGAUGUGCGUGCCGUCAGUGCAGCAACCCUCGUCCCGAUGGCGGAGGAAUUCGUCACCUCCCGCACAAGUUCGCUAGGAUUGUUGAUGAACAUCGUCUGGGACUGUCUUUCGAAUUUGCAGGACGAUCUUAGCGCCAGUACAGGUUCCGUGAUGGAUCUCCUGGCGAAGCUCUGCACAUUCCGUGAAGUCCUUGACGCCAUGAAAGCAAAUGCAGCCGACAACCCAGAAUCUUCCUUUGGCAAACUGGUUCCCCGUCUAUAUCCCUUCCUCCGCCACACGAUUACCAGCGUCCGUUCCGCUGUUCUCCGAGCCCUCAUGACAUUCUUGCAGCUGGAAGGUGAGGGCACAAAUGACUGGGUAGACGGCAAGGCACUCCGCCUGGUAUUCCAGAACUUGCUGGUCGAGCGCAACGAGGGUGUUCUAAAGCAAUCUCUCCAGGUCUGGUCGGAAUUGCUCAAGGCCCUUGAAACCCGUGGAUGCUUCAAGUCAGAGACAGAGCUGUCGAGUAGCAUUCAGCCCCUCGUCACAUUAACCAUGGGACCAUUUGGUGUUCCUCGAUACCCCAUUCCCAUGAACGCCUCGCUCUUCAUCAAACCCUCCGGCUUGCCUUACCCAAUGAGUGCUGCCGCUCCCGCCAAAUCGUCUCCAAGCUCGAACAACACAACUUCCGAACCAGGCAAAGGACGCAAACGCAAACUCGAAAAGAAAGACGCACCCCCGCCACCUCCAACGUCUUCAGCCCACAAUGUUGAUGGUCAUAUGCUGCAGGGUGAUAUCGACUUGGUCGGUGCGGAUACGAUGCUGCGGUCCAAAAUCUAUGCUUCCAAGGCUCUUGGCGAGCUGUUGUUCUUCUGGGAUAAGUCUCAGCUCUUCAGUCUGUGGCAGCCGGUCAUAGAAGGCCUGGAUAAUUCCGCUUCUACCUCGCAGCUCUCAGCAGCCAUGGUUGUGGAGGAGUAUGCGCGAUUCAUGGGACCGAGCAGCAAGUACACCGAAUCGAUAUGCGAGCGUGUCCGCCCGAUUGUCGAGGGAGAUCGCCCGGCGUGGUACAGUGAUGUCGCAUGCUACCUUCAUGUGGCGCGCGCUCAAUGUCACUCGCUUCUCAGUGCGUUCAGAGACCAUGCUCAUGUUCCGUCAUCGAAAUUGCCUGUUCUGGCGGUGAUCGUUCAGGGCGAUACCGAAGCCGGCCCGAGUGCUUUCUCUUUGGCUGAUGCGGAGCGGGUUAUCGGCCCUGAAUUUGAACGAUUGAAGAAGGGCUUGGCCCCUGCGCAGCGCAUUACGGCUCUCCAGGUUUUGAACGACACUCGCGCAACCACGGAGUCCGCUAUCAACGAGGCCAGGGAGAUCAGAGAACGGAGAGACCUGCGUAUCCGGGCUGCGGGUGCGGGCGCGCUGGUUGCACUUCGCGAUAUCCCCAAGAAGCCUGGUCAUAUCAUUAAGGGCAUGAUGGAUAGCGUGAAGAAGGAAGAAAAUGCCGAAUUACAGCAGCGCUCCGCCACCGCGGUCGCAUCCCUGGUCGAACACUAUACAAUGGCCGCAAAGCGCGGACCAGUCGACAAGGUCAUCGGAAACUUGGUCAAAUACUGCUGCGUCGACACUUCCGAAACCCCCGAAUUCCACCACCACGCACACCUCGAGAAAUCCAUUCUAUCCCUCCGCAAGGAAGAAGACCGACGCGACCACCCCGAUGCAGCCAAGUUCGAAAGAGAGGCCAAGGAAGCCAGGGUCAUGCGCAGAGGUGCAAAGGAAGCCCUCGAACAACUUACUGUCAACUUUGGUCCUGCACUUCUGGAGAAGGUUCCGAAUCUUGCAUCUUUGAUCGAACGGCCGUUGAGAGAUUCUCUUUCUGGGGAAUUUCCGCAGAACAUCCGCGAUCCGGAGAACGAACUUGGUCAGGAGGUUGUCGAUGGGUUGUCUACUCUUCGUGCUCUGCUGCCCAAGUUUGAUACUGGUCUUUACCCGUGGGUUAUCGAACUUCUGCCCAUCGUUGUCAAAGCGCUGCAAUGUGAAUUGUCGGUUAUUCGGUAUGCUGCUGCCAAGUGCUUCGCCACGGCGUGCAGUGUCAUGAACGUCGACGGUAUGACGAUGUUGGUUGAGAAGGUUCUUCCAUCUAUCAACAAUGCGUUCGAUGUACACCACCGACAAGGAGUGGUAGAAUGCAUCUAUCACCUUAUCCAUGUCAUGGAAGAUGGAAUCCUGCCUUAUGUUAUUUUCCUUGUUGUCCCUGUUCUCGGAAGGAUGAGCGAUUCCGAUAAUGAUGUGAGAUUGCUGGCUACAACAUCGUUCGCAACGCUGGUCAAGCUCGUUCCUCUCGAAGCGGGUAUCCCCGACCCCCCAGGUUUCUCUGAAGAAAUGCUCAAGGGACGUGAUCGGGAAAGAAAGUUCAUGGCACAGAUGCUGGAUGUCCGGAAGGUGGAGGAAUUCAAGGUCCCUGUCGCGAUCAAAGCAGAACUCAGACCCUACCAGCAAGAAGGUGUCAACUGGCUCGCGUUCCUCAACCGGUACAACCUCCACGGUAUUCUGUGUGACGACAUGGGUCUUGGCAAGACUCUGCAGACCAUUUGUAUCGUCGCUAGUGAUCACCACAUGAGAGCCGAGGAAUUCGAACGCACACAAGCAAAUGAUGCUAGGAAGUUGCCAUCUUUGAUUAUUUGUCCUCCGUCGCUGUCUGGUCACUGGCAGCAGGAGGUUAAGCAAUACGCUCCGUUCCUUAACUGUGUGGCUUACGUUGGACCUCCCGCGGAACGCUCGAGACUGCAAGGCGAACUCGCAAAAUCGGACGUCGUUGUGACUUCUUACGAUAUCUGCCGGAAUGACAACGACGUGCUCAAUCCGAUUACCUGGAACUACUGUGUUCUGGAUGAGGGUCACUUGAUCAAAAAUCCCAAGGCGAAGGUUACGUUGGCGCUGAAGCGUCUUACGAGCAACCACCGUUUGGUUCUUUCCGGAACUCCGAUCCAGAACAAUGUCUUGGAAUUGUGGUCGCUGUUCGAUUUCCUGAUGCCUGGGUUCUUGGGAACCGAGAAGGUCUUCUUGGAGCGGUUCGCGAAGCCUAUUUCUGCCAGUCGUUUCAGCAAAUCGUCCUCCAAGGAACAAGAGGCUGGAGCGCUGGCAAUCGAAGCCCUCCACAAGCAAGUCCUUCCGUUCUUACUCCGUCGUCUGAAGGAGGAAGUCCUGAACGAUCUACCUCCCAAGAUCAUCCAGAACUACUACUGCGACCCCAGUGAACUCCAAAAGAGACUCUUCGAAGACUUCACAAAGAAAGAACAAAGGGAACUCCAGCAAAAGGUCGGCAGCUCUGAAAAGAACGACAAGGAACACAUCUUCCAAGCCCUGCAGUACAUGCGCCGUCUCUGCAACUCUCCCGCUCUAGUCGUCAAAGAAGGCCACAAGCAAUACAACGAAGUCCAAACCUACCUCAACAAGAAACAAUCCCAAAUCCGCGACGUCUCCCACGCCCCCAAACUCGCUGCCCUCCGUGAUUUACUUACCGACUGCGGCAUCGGCAUCAACCCACCCACAGAAGGCGAACUCAGCACCGGCGCCAGCUACGUCAGCCCGCACCGCGCUCUCGUCUUCUGCCAGAUGAAAGAAAUGCUGGACAUAGUGCAGAGCGAAGUCUUCCGCAAACUCCUCCCAUCCGUGCAAUACCUCCGUUUGGACGGUAGUGUCGAGGCCACGAAGCGCCAGGACAUCGUGAACAAGUUCAACUCGGAUCCUAGUUACGAUGUGCUGCUGUUGACGACGAGCGUUGGUGGACUGGGAUUGAACCUGACGGGCGCUGAUACGGUGAUUUUUGUGGAACAUGAUUGGAAUCCGCAGAAGGAUAUCCAGGCCAUGGACCGUGCGCAUCGUAUCGGUCAGAAGAAGGUCGUCAAUGUCUACCGGUUGAUUACUCGUGGUACCCUCGAGGAGAAGAUUUUGAAUUUACAACGCUUCAAAAUCGACGUCGCCUCCACAGUCGUCAAUCAACAAAACGCCGGCCUCGGCUCCAUGGACACAGACCAACUCCUCGACCUCUUCAACCUCGGCGAAACAGCCGACCACGCCGAGAAGCCCUCCGCAGACACAACCACCACAGCGGCAGGCAACGAAGUCGACAUGGUUGAUAUUGACGGCGAGGUUAAAGAGAAGGGGAAGAAGGGGUGGUUGGAUGAUUUGGGCGAGUUGUGGGAUGAGAGGCAGUACCAGGAGGAGUAUAAUUUGGAUUCGUUUUUGGCGAGUAUGAAGGGGUGACCUACUCUUCGAGUGAGUGGAUGGGUUGAGCGAGGUGUUUGAGUUGAGAGGAAUGGAUGGGAAAUAGAGGAAGAAAAAAGAAAUGAUGUUUAUGAAACGAAUUGAGCUAAUUCUAAUACAGCCCCGAGUGGUGAGCGAGGGCAGGGGAACAGAACUACCAAAAAAAAAAAAAAAAA
Aspergillus glaucus CBS 516.65 is the source of this 6326-nucleotide messenger RNA. Its product is annotated as DNA-binding ATPase. Lineage: Eukaryota; Fungi; Ascomycota; Eurotiomycetes; Eurotiales; Aspergillaceae. The transcript is spliced from 4 exons. The coding region runs from base 424 to 6150 and encodes 1908 amino acids. The record is from RefSeq and is a predicted model, not a curated record. Gene Ontology annotation, molecular function: ATP hydrolysis activity; ATP-dependent chromatin remodeler activity; ATP binding.